Dendronephthya gigantea is the source of this 626-nucleotide messenger RNA. RefSeq names its product transcription elongation factor SPT4-like. Gene Ontology annotation, biological process: regulation of transcription elongation by RNA polymerase II; mRNA processing; chromatin organization. The record is from RefSeq and is a predicted model, not a curated record. Gene Ontology annotation, molecular function: zinc ion binding; RNA polymerase II complex binding. Gene Ontology annotation, cellular component: nucleus; DSIF complex. Lineage: Eukaryota; Metazoa; Cnidaria; Anthozoa; Malacalcyonacea; Nephtheidae. The transcript has 4 exons. Bases 27 to 380 code for a protein of 117 amino acids.
CGAGUUUUCAAUAAUUAAUAUUCAAAAUGGCGAUGGAAACAGUGCCAAGAGAACUUCGUGGUUUAAGAGCAUGUUUGUUGUGUUCUCUGAUCAAGACGUCGGACCAGUUUGAAUAUGAUGGCUGCGACAACUGCGAGAAAUUUCUACGUUUGAAGGGCAAUAAAGAUAACAUAAGCAACUGUACAAGUUCUAAUUUUGAUGGAAUAAUAUCAUUGAUAAGCGGUGAUGACAGCUGGGUUGCAAGAUGGCAGCGAAUAGAUAACAUGGUACCAGGAUGCUAUGCUGUAUCUGUAACAGGAAAACUACCAAUGCAUAUUAUAAGAGAACUAAAAGCAAGAGGGGUUGAUCAUAUUCCAAGAGAUCGUUCACAGCAGUUGUAAUACUCAUGAGAAACAUUUCAUGUGUUAAAACAGUUGAUAUGGCUGUCAGUAUCCCCCAAUAUUAAAAGAAAAGAAACUUCAAGUUCUGGUAUCCAUCUUAAAUAACCUUUACAAUGAGAUGGAGAAGAAUGAAAUUGUAUGACUAUGCUAAGCAGUAUUUCCUGUAUGUUAUGUAAGUAGUAUUGUUUUCAAAUAUUGUAAAACUAUGCAGUUUGGUUCGUAUGAAUCUGUGUUAUAAAGACUGGA